Messenger RNA from Drosophila kikkawai, 878 nucleotides. RefSeq names its product chymotrypsin-2. The record is from RefSeq and is a predicted model, not a curated record. Gene Ontology annotation, biological process: proteolysis. Gene Ontology annotation, molecular function: serine-type endopeptidase activity. NCBI's taxonomy places the organism in Eukaryota, Metazoa, Arthropoda, Insecta, Diptera, Drosophilidae.
CGCCCAAGUUUAGUCUAACGAUGUGGUCGAGUGGAGAUAUUAACCUGGCGGUGGCAAUUGCCCUCCUGGCCAUUGCAGGCGUUGUCCAGGCAGCUCCACCCAUGGGACGUGUGGUCAAUGGAACGGAUUCCAGUGUGGAGAAGUAUCCUUUUGUGAUUUCCCUACGUGGUCCCACUGGCUCCCAUUCCUGCGGCGGCUCUAUUAUUUCCAAGCAGUUUGCCAUGACCGCUGCCCAUUGCACUGCUGGACGCACUGCUGCUCAGCUCAGUGUCCAGUAUGGAGUCACCACGAUCAGCUCCACGGGUCCAAAUGUCGUCCAAGUGAAGAAGAUCAUCCAGCAUGAGGGCUAUAAUCCCUACAACAAUUAUGCCAAUGACAUCUCCCUGCUGAUGCUGGAGGAACCUUUCGAGUUUGAUGGCGUUACUGUGGCACCCGUGACUUUGCCCGAGGCUGAUUUUGCCACGCCUCAAACGGAUGCCGGUGGUGAGGGCGUGCUCAUUGGCUGGGGGCUGAAUGCGACCGGUGGCUAUAUUCAAAGCACUCUGCAGGAGGUGGACCUGAAGGUCUACUCGGAUGAGGAGUGCACUGCCCGGCAUGAGGGCAGCACGGAUCCUAGAUAUCACAUCUGUGGAGGAGUGGAUGAGGGCGGCAAGGGUCAGUGCAGCGGAGAUUCCGGUGGCCCUCUGCUCUGUCAGGGUGUUCAGGUGGGUAUCGUGUCCUGGAGCAUCAAGCCCUGCACUGUGGCCCCCUAUCCUGGUGUCUACGCCAAAGUGAGCAAGUAUGUUGAGUGGAUCAAGAGGAACCAAAUCAUAAUGGCUUAGUCAUGCCCAUUCUCUGUUAAUUGUUAUAAGCCUGCAAUAAAUCACUGAUUAAAUGGA